Messenger RNA from Rattus rattus (black rat), 1877 nucleotides. RefSeq names its product Y-linked testis-specific protein 1-like. The transcript has a single exon. Gene Ontology annotation, biological process: gamete generation; regulation of DNA-templated transcription. The record is from RefSeq and is a predicted model, not a curated record. Bases 1 to 795 code for a protein of 264 amino acids. Gene Ontology annotation, cellular component: cytosol; nucleoplasm. NCBI's taxonomy places the organism in Eukaryota, Metazoa, Chordata, Mammalia, Rodentia, Muridae.
AUGAAGCCUGAACACAGAACGAUAGCCACAAGACAGUGGACCAGGAGUGCCGUGGCCUACCACACUAAGUCUACAGCCAUGAAGAAGAGGAUGUCUCUGAGGAGGAUGAGCACACCAUCCUUCCAGAAGCAGAGGAGGAGGAGGCCUUCUCCCCAGGCCCUGGGGAACAUUGUGGGCUGCAGAAUUUCUCACGGAUGGAAGGAAGGUGAUGAGCCCGUCACCCAAUGGAAGGCCAUCGUUCUAGAUCAACUGCCAACAAAUCCCUCUCUCUAUCUGGUCAAGUAUGAUGGAAUUGACUGUGUCUACGGACUUGAACUUCACUGGGAUGAGAGGAUUUUAAAUCUUAAGGUCUUGCCUCACAAAGUAGUGUUUCCUCAAGUUAAAGACGCCCAUCUCGCAAGUGCAAUGGUAGGCCGAGCUGUGGAGCAUAAAUUUGAGGGCAAACAUGGCUCUAAGGACAACUGGAGGGGGGUGGUCCUAGCCCAGGUGCCAAUCAUGAAGGACUGGUUUUACAUCACCUACGAGAAAGAUCCAGUCCUAUACAUCUACCAACUCCUGGAUGAUUACACAGAAGGUAACCUCCGUAUCAUUCCAGAGACUCCUCCAGCAGAGGUGAAGUCAGACGUUGACAGCGACAUCUUAACAGGUCAAUGUGUGCAGUACACCAGAGGCGAUGGGUCCAAAAAGAUCGGCAAGGUCAUUUACCAAGUUCUAGCCAAGCCUUCCGUGUACUUCAUCAAGUUUGAUGGCGACGUCCACAUCUACGUCUAUAAUCUGGUGGAAAAGAUCCAUUAAGUUGAAAUUCACAAAGUACGGGGGAUGGAGAUGGGUAAUUUAUAGGAUUGAGGGGAAAAUGUUUGUUUUUCUGUGUGUCAGAUACCCAAGGGCCUUUGACAACCCCAGUAUCUUUUCCACUGGAAUUUGUUUUUGCUCUAAAAAUUAAAAUGUGCGAUGUGACUUGUUGUGUGUGAACACUUUGGUGGAGGAGACGGGCUGUGGUGGAUGGAACAUGGAGAGGAAGCCGGAAAGGUCAAGAUGGUGAACAGUAAGUCUAAUGUCACAUAGGCUAAAACAAACAGGACUGAGCUGGUCUGGUCUUUAGGGAGAGAAAAGAACUGGAGAUGGGGCUUAGAGGAGCAGGGAUGGCACGGGAAAAAAAGAUGGAUGUUUAGGAAGCAGUGGAGAGGGGCCAGAAAUAGAUAGACUCUCUGAGGUGAAGUUUGAGGGAGAAACAGACAGUUGGGGAAAGAGUGGCAGGUAACAGGGAGGUGGUCUUGGAACUCAAGGGGAAACUCAAUAAACUGAUCCAAGCAGACUCAGAAUCAGAGAAGAUCUGUUUUUGUUUGACUAACGAAACCUAAUGAAACCUGUUUCUCAUCUGUAGAUCUAUUAUUUUUAAUUAUGUGGGUGGGGGCAGGGCAUGAAUACAGGAGACCACAGAGACAAGAAUAGUCAGGUCACCUGGAGCUGGAAUUAAAGGUGGUUGGGAGCCAUUGGACAUGAGCUCAAAGAACCAAAUCCAGGUCCUCUUUCAAAGCAGACGAGCUCUUGAUCCAAUGGUCUUCUCUCCAGGCCCCUAAAGUCAUCUUUUUAAAUAAAUCCAACCUUCACAUGAAGAGAAGAGACCAGGAUGAUGGUAAGAAAGAUUAAAUUGAUGGUGAUGUGGAAGAAAGACUAAAGAACAUAUGAGGGAGUAGAGGACAGUGAGGGACGAAGGAAUUCCAAGAUGGAGUUCUCAAAAAGUGAAGCAGGAGACCCAGGAAGAACAGAAAGGGUCUAGAAUGAGUUGAACUUGGGCCUCAGACAUAUUGGUCUCUUUGGUUCCUUAAAGAACAGCCAAGCCAUCACUACAGAAGGUGGAUGUGAGGUGGAGGCUU